This is a messenger RNA of Scatophagus argus, 4962 nucleotides long. RefSeq names its product NACHT, LRR and PYD domains-containing protein 5-like. Gene Ontology annotation, molecular function: protein binding. Bases 395 to 3847 code for a protein of 1150 amino acids. NCBI's taxonomy places the organism in Eukaryota, Metazoa, Chordata, Actinopteri, Scatophagidae. The record is from RefSeq and is a predicted model, not a curated record. The transcript has 14 exons.
GUCCUCCUGCAAAGUUGAGAUAAGAUAAAAACGUUCAUCUCACGCUGCACAGCACAGAAGUGAUGACGAGCUGCACUUUCAGCUGACAUUUUUAAUCCCUGGGUUUUGCCUGUCAGGUUGUGGUCAUCCCAGGAGUCUGCAGACGACAUUCAGGGCUGACAAAAUGCUGCAAGGUUAUGUUUCUCAGUAUCACAAGUUCUACAGAGUUCACAAGAGACCGGAGAGGACCCAAACCCAGGAAGCCAGACAAAGAGGAAAAAAAGCAAGAGCAGCACUGCAGCAAGUCGCUUUCUGACUUAAGUCUUUCCAAACAAACGUGCACUUCCACGUCCAGUGGACACAGACGUACUGUGAAUCUGCUUCCAGCUGACAAAUACUCACUGAAGACCUGAAGAUGAGUGAAUGUGGAUCUGACAGAGGAUCAGCAUCUUCCACAGUCAGCGUCAUGUCUGCACGAAGCGACCACUCCAAAGACUAUCCUCCAGACAUAAGUCCUGCUGGUGACGGAAGACGGACACCUCAAAGCAAAGCCUCGUUUAGACUCACUGAAGACCUGAAGAUGAGUGAAUGUGGAACUGACAGAGGAUCAGCAUCUUCCACAGUCAGCUUCAUGUCUGCACGAAGCGACCACUCCAAAGACUAUCCCCCAGACAUAAGUCCUGCUGCUGCACAAACAAGUGACCAGACUACAUCCCACAUUCAGCAGAAACAGGACACCCUGACGGUGUUUGAAUCUAAGACCAUCGCUUUUCUAAAGCAAGCUCUAAAACCCCACCGGAAGGUCCUUUCUGCAGAGCUGUGUGAGGAAGAUGAGCAGGAAGACACACUGUUUGAUCUACCAGUUGAGUCCAAUGUUGAAGUAAAUGAAGCAAGUGAAGCAGCUCUGAAGAUUGCCCUCCAUAUUUUGAGGACCAUGAAAAAGGAUAAACACGCUCAUAUGCUCGAGCAAAGACAUUAUGGAGAACUUCCCAUGUACCAAAAGAAACGCAAAUCUUCUGUGAAGAGGAAAAAUGAAGGCAUAUUGGAAGAGAUAACUUCACAGCAGUGGCCUGUACCUCUUAAAAAGAUUUACACAAAGCUCUAUCUGACAGAAGGGGACAGUGGAGAGGUCAACAACCAGCAUGAAGUGAGACAAAUUGAGGCAGAGUUCAACAGACGCAAAUCUGCUGAGAUUCUGAUUAAGUGUGAGGACAUCUUUAAGCCCUUGCCGAACCAACAAGGCAGAACAAUCAGAACGGUUCUCACCAAAGGGAUAGCAGGCAUCGGCAAAACGGUGCUGGCACAGAAGUUCAUGCUGGACUGGUCAGAAGAGAAGGCCAAUCAAGACAUUCAGCUCUUGUUUUCACUUCCUUUUAGGGAGCUGAAUUUGAUUAAAAAUGAAACAAAGAGUUUCAUGGAGAUCCUGUAUGACUUCACUCCAGACCUAAAAGAAUCUGGACUCACGGACCUGAAGAUGUUCAAGGUCCUGUUUGUACUUGAUGGUCUCGACGAGUGCAGGCUCCCUCUGAAUUUCAAGAGAAAUGAGAGAUGUUGUGAUGCUACGCAGUUAGCCUCAGUGGAUGUGCUGCUGACAAACCUCAUUGCAGGUAACUUGCUACCAAAUGCUAUUCUGUGGAUAAGUACCCGACCUGCUGCAGCCAGCUGCAUCCCUCCACAGUACAUAGACCGCAUCACUGAGAUACGAGGCUUCAACAACCUACAGAAGGAGCAGUACUUCCACAAGAAAAUUGAUGAUGAAAACUUAGCCAAAAGAGUAAUCGCAAAUUUAAAAUCGACAAGAAGUCUCUACAUCAUGUGCCACGUCCCCGUGUUUUGCUGGAUUUCCUCUAUUGUCCUGGGAGAGAUGUGUGCCAAAGCAGCAGGAGGAAAAAUGCCAAAGACUUUGACUCAGAUGUACAUCCACUUUGUGGCACAUCAGACCGCUCAGAGGCAUGCCAGAUACUAUGAAGAGCAACAAUUGGACUUCCAAGACAGUCAUGCUGUGAUUAUGUCACUUGGGAAGUUGGCCUUUGAGCAGCUGGAGAAAGGCAACCUGAUCUUCUAUGAGGAGGAUCUCAGAGACUGUGGUAUUGAUGUCAAAGAAGCAUCUGUCUACUCAGGAGUGUGCACGCAAGUCUUUAGGGAAGAGUCCUGCAUGCAGCACAAAGUCUUCUGCUUUGUACAUCUCUCUGUCCAGGAGUUUCUCGCAGCCUUGUAUGUCCAUGUGAAGUACAGGGUCAGCGGUGUGAACCUGUUGAUCAAAGGACCUGAACAGAUGGCCCAAGCCAGGCCUCUGUCAGAACUGCACAAAGCUGCAGUGGACAGAGCAUUACACAAUGACAACGGCCACUUUGACCUCUUCCUGCGUUUCCUCCUUGGACUCUCUGUGAAGCACAGUCAGGAUCUGCUCAGAGGCCUGAAGAUUCAGGUAGAAGCCUCCAGCCUCCAAAGUAGUGAGGAAACCAUCAAAUACAUCAAGGAGAAAAUAAAUCAGACUGACCAUCCAGAGAGGUACAUCAAUCUCUUCCACUGCCUGAAUGAGUUGAAGGACUGCUCUCUGAUGGACGAGAUCCAGAACCACUUGGACUCAGAUGGACAGUUGGUGAUGGACAGGUGCUCUCCAGCUCAGUGGGCAGCCCUGGUCUUUUUGUUGCUGACCUCUCCAGAAAGGCCAGAGGAGAUCCACCUCAAGAAAUACUCCAGGACAGAAGAGGGCCUUUCUCGGCUGAUGCCGGCUAUCAAAGCAUCCAGCUCAGCCAUGCUGAAUGACUGUAAUCUCACUGCAGGCUGCUCGCAGACACUCAUCUCCAUUCUCAGCUCAAGUUCUAAUGAGCUGAAUCAUUUAAACUUAAGUGACAACAGCUUGCAAGAUGCAGGAAUCAAACAGCUCUGCGCUGGACUCCAAAGUCCUCACUGCAGACUGAAGACGCUGAGGCUGAAUCGCUGUGGUCUCACGCAGCUGAGCUGUGAAGAUCUGGCUUCAGUCCUGAGUUGUCCCACAUCAACUCUUAAAGAGCUGGACUUGAGUGACAACGACAUUGAAGACUCAGGAGUGCAGCUGCUCUCCACAGGACUGAAAGAUGUGCGCUGUAAACUGGAAACUCUCAGGUUGUCGUUCUGUAACAUCACAGAAGAAGGUUGUCGUUUCUUGGCCUCGGCAGUGAAGGCCAACCUGUCCCAACUGAGCGAGUUGGAUCUGAGCUACAAUCACCUUGGACAGGGAGCGAAGCUCAUCGCUAAAGCACUGGAGGAAGGACAAUGUGAAUUCACUAAGCUUAGGGUCAACCACAAUGCUGAACACUGGUUCAAACCAGGACUGAGACAACAUGCAUGCGAGCUUACAGUGGAUCUUAACACUGCUCACAAACUCCUCAUCAUCUCUGAUGACCACCAAAACAUUAGUCAUGGCAGUGAGGAGCAGCCAUAUCCCGAUCACCCUGACAGGUUUGACUACUGGGCCCAAGUCAUGUUCGAGCAGGGCCUAAAGGGCCGCUGUUACUGGGAGGUGGAGUGGGAAGGAAAAUGGGCCGGGAUCGGAGUGACCUACAAGACAAUCGGUCGCAAAGGGCCAGAAAAUGAAUGUGUGAUGGGAUACAAUGAACGGUCUUGGAGUCUGCAUUGCUCCGGUCGAGGCUACCGUGCAUAUCACAACUUCGAGAGCGUCAUUCCUCAUGUGCCCCUGGAUGAUUCUCGUGGACUGGCUGUGUAUCUGGACUGGGACGCUGGCAUCCUGUCCUUCUACAGAGUUUCUUCUGGACGGUCGCUGACACACCUGCACACCUUUUUCACCAAAUUCACUGAGCCUCUCCACCCAAUUUUCAGGUUGUGGGGGAGGGGCUGCUCAGUGAGGCUGUGUCAGGUGAAAUAAUCUGCCAGAGAAGAGGCUUCACUUAGUCACAGCAUGCUAGUGAAGAGUCAGCAUGGUCUUAUUAACGUUUAAUACUCUGAUCAGACAUUUACUAACAUAACCCAUCGUGUUCUGAAGACAAAAGUAACUUACCAUUAAUAAUACAAUAUAAAUAUAUAAAACAGCAAACUUAACAAACCAACCAGUCCAGCACGACGUGAUAGAAAAUGUGUUGUAAAAGAGGUGUGUGUGUGUGGCCAUCCAAAGUGCCGGACACUGGGCUCUGCCCCAGGCAGAAUGUACAUAGAUAUGUAUUUACUGAGAUGGGCCUGUUCCUCAGGGUUUGGGCCCCUGACCUCCAGUGAAGGGAAAUCUUAAUGCUUCAGCACACCAAGACAUUUUGGACAAUGCUAUGCUUCCAACUUUGUGGCAACAGUUUGUUGAAGGCCCUUUUCUAUUCCAGCAUGACUGUGCCCCAGUGCACAAAGCAAAGCUCCAUAAAGUUUGGUGUGGAAGAACUUGACUGGCCCACACAGAGCCCGGAGUCCCAUUUGGUGUAAUGUUCUGGUGUCUCAAUACCUUUGUCUAUAUAGUGUAUGUCACAGAGAGCACCAGAAGCUUGUAAUGUAAUGUUUCAUUUUGUUUCUUCACCUGUUGACAGCAUAGACCUGUUUAGUUAGUGAGUGACACCUGACAGCUAUGGGUUUGUGUCUGCAGGAUAACCUUUGACUUUUGUCGCUCUUCUUCAUUGACUGAUGUCUGGCUACUUAUAAUGUAGAUUCUCUUAAGUUACACAUUUAUUAUUUGUCUAUUGUUCUUUUUUUAAUUUUUAUUUUGUGUACAGUACAUUAACAGAAUACAUCAUUUAUUGGUUGCCUAAGAGAUAGAAACUACCAGUUAUAAAGCUCAGCUUCUCAACAUAGCGAGUUCACUUCUUCUCUCUACAAAGUCUUCAGUCUUGGUUUCUUGUGCAUUAUGUUCAAUAAUCUAUUACACUGCACCAUCUUUAUCUUCCUCCUCUUUGUGUUGGCGUCUUGGGGAGGCUGAGCGAAUGGCGAAUAAGCGCUAAAUGAGUGGAUUUCUGUUGGAGGGAUGCUUUUCCUCUUCAGGGACAAAUAAAGGAAUUCUGAUUCUGA